AUGCCUAUGCUCUACAAACCAGCUGCUGAAGGAAAGGAAGUCAGACCUCCUCAAAUUCCUUCUCCAGGUAACAACUCCUUCUUGGGUGACACCUUCGCUUCUGACGCUCCUCCAGAACAACAAAUCGUCUGUGGAUUCUACAGACAAGAAAAGGGUGAGCCUCUUGUCUACACCUACCACUACGAUGAAAUGAAGAUCAUAUUGGAAGUUGAAGGUGAAUACUGGAUUUCUGAUGAAACUGGAUACAAGGUUUCUGUUUCUCCAGGUGAUGUUUUCUACUUCAAGAAGGGUACUACUAUUACUUUUGAAACCACCGGCUACGGUUAUGCUUUCUUUUCUGGUUUGAGACCAGAAGGAACUGCUUAG
Scheffersomyces stipitis CBS 6054 is the source of this 366-nucleotide messenger RNA. RefSeq lists its product as uncharacterized. NCBI's taxonomy places the organism in Eukaryota, Fungi, Ascomycota, Pichiomycetes, Serinales, Debaryomycetaceae. Bases 1 to 366 code for a protein of 121 amino acids. The transcript has a single exon. The record is from RefSeq and is a predicted model, not a curated record.